AAACUGAUGAGAGAACAAGGAAGCAACAUGUGCUGACCAUAAACUCCAACACAUCAGCAGCACAGACAGACGACAGGCAGGCAGCCGCGAUAAGAGACAACAAGCCCGAGGACCGCAGAUUGGACACUUUUUAAUCAUUACACCAUGAAAAGAGAGGUGAAGGCUGGAGUUGACUUUCUCAAACGCCUGGCUGUGGGACGUGGCAAGCUUGAUGAAGCCCAAGCAGAAUUGUUUUCUGAAAAGCUGCAGAAACUUUUAUGUGACAAAUAUGAUGACCACUGGUAUCCGGACUCCCCCAGUAAAGGCCAGGCAUUCAGAUGCAUCCGGAUUAAUAAUGGAGUACUUUGUGAUGGAGUGCUCCUGAAGGCGUGUGAGGAGAGUGAUCUCACCCCCAGUGAGCUGGGUCUCCCAUCUGAGGUCACACUGUGGAUCGACCCACUGGAGGUGUGCGCAAGAGCUGGAGAGAACAGCAGGCCCUUCACAAUAGCCUGUUUCAAAGAGGAAGAGGAGGAUGAUGAAGGUGUGAAGGGAGAGCAGGAUUCCUCAGACUCAAUACACCUGGACACUUCAGAUUACCAUUCUGCUACCUCGUCUGAUUGUGGUUCCGCUGCGUCGAGUGACACAGAGGAGGAGACCAAGGACGGUGAGACGGAGAGAGAGCACGAAAAAGAAGAUAAAAAUGUUGCCAAAAAGGAAGCAGCAGCAGCAGAAAACGACACCUACAAUGUCGUAAUGGUGCCCAGGAUUCGGAAGCGACAAGGAGAAGGACCAAAUAAGGUCACAUACGUCAGAAAUAUGCUUCCUGCUAGCCUCCAGUACUUCUACCACCCCGCACCAGUUUGGCCUCAGUACAAGAAAGGCGCUCCGGUUUUCCUCACCACAGUUUGUGCCCCUCCGGCACCGCCGCCUCCACCCCAGCAGGUAUUGGGCUACUACAUCUUGCCGCAGCCGUCUCCACAGUUCAUUGUGCCUCAGGCCACUCUGCAGCCGUGGGGACCUGUGCAGGGUUAAUACCAUCCAGGAACUGUGGCGUGAAGGUGGAUAGAGCAAUAUAAGCUCCUUCAACUGAGCCAAUUUCAUGUUGGGUCUCUGAGUUCAGCUAAACUUGGACCAAAAGAAAAACUUGUAUAGCUCAGAGUUAUUCCUUGCACAGCUUGUAAUAAUUCUUCUUUCUUUUUUAAUUUCUGGUGACUUGUUAUUGAUGAAAUAUACUCAGCACAGAGCUACCACUGUACUUAAUAAUGGAAUGAAAAAAGUUUGAUUCCUUGGAAUCUGUCAGGGCUGCACUGCUAUUUUUUUUUUUUACAUACUGUACACAUGAAUGACUUCAGUCACUGGGUGCUUGGACUAACUCAGGAACUCUCAGCAAUAUGCUUUAUGCCAAAUAAUGGUCUCCUCAGGUGUUUUUUCUCUUAUUCAUGUUUCUCACUUGUGCUGCAAAAUAGUGAUCCACUGUGUGUGCGUCACAGUCAAUCAUUGUAAAAUGUGAUUCAGGGUUUUAAUCUAUUGUAGCUAGUGUGACAAUAUCUGUACAUUAAGAAACAUAUUUUUACUAAACUGCUUGUAAAUAACACGAAACUUGGAUACCACAGAUUAAUGUACACUUUCUAAUCUUGCUGUCUAUUUGUUGUAAUUUAUUUGGCCACCAGUGGAUGGCACUGAACUCCCAGCUAAUACAUGAAAUUGUAUAUUUUUUUUAUUAACAGUAUUUGCUGUGUAUUGCAAAUCUAACUUCAAAGAGCAUAUGUGGUUUUAAACGUUCUCUGCUGUCAUUAAAAGGUAUAAAGAAGUUUGUUAUUUAGGGGUAUCAGUUUUACAGCCUGCUUACUCCUUUUCCAAACUUUUUUUUUUUACUGUAAAUACUUAUCCUUGCUAUGAGAAUCUGCUUUGUAAGUCGUUAAUACAAACGUGUCACUUACUGAUUCUUACAUACUGUGAUUAUUUAAUUUUAUUUAUUGACUAUCCAUGCAUCUGCAAAGCGUAUGUGUAUGCUUAAGCUUUGUUUUGCUUUCACCUUUUGAAUCACCCAUCUACUUUCUCACUGCAGAGGAUUAAAUAAUUUCAUACCUGAA
This is a messenger RNA of Scomber scombrus (Atlantic mackerel), 2072 nucleotides long. Its product is annotated as maternal B9.15 protein. Gene Ontology annotation, cellular component: cytoplasm; nucleus. The transcript has 5 exons. Lineage: Eukaryota; Metazoa; Chordata; Actinopteri; Scombriformes; Scombridae. The record is from RefSeq and is a predicted model, not a curated record. Gene Ontology annotation, biological process: negative regulation of mitotic cell cycle; negative regulation of cell population proliferation. The coding region runs from base 145 to 1011 and encodes 288 amino acids.